Triticum turgidum subsp. durum (durum wheat) is the source of this 618-nucleotide messenger RNA. The record is from the annotation of a GenBank genome assembly. Lineage: Eukaryota; Viridiplantae; Streptophyta; Magnoliopsida; Poales; Poaceae.
AUGGGUGAGCCGGUUAAGGUGAUGAGCACUUUCGGCAGCAUAUACGGCCACCGUCCGGAGGUUGCCCUGAGGCUCAAGGGCAUACCUUACGAGCUGCUCCUCGAAGACCUUCCCAACAACAAGAGCGAGCUGCUGCUGACGUGCAACCCCGUCCACAAACUGGUUCCCGUGCUCCUUCAUGGCGACAGAUCCAUCUGCGAGUCGCUCAUCAUCGUCGAGUACAUCGACGAGGCCUUCAAGGGGCCGCCGCUGCUACCGGCCGAGCCGUACGAGAGGGCCACGGCCCGCUUCUGGGCGCAGUUCAUCGACCAAAAGUUUGCUAGGCCGUUCUGGAUGUCGAUAUGUAUGGCGGAUGGUGACAAGGAGGAGGAGGAGGAGGACUUCUUGAAGGAGGCCAAGGCGAAUCUGCUGCUUCUCGAGGGGCAGCUCAAGGGGGAAGAGGAGAUUUCUGGGGUGGAUCUGCUCACCGAUGAGAAGUUCCCUGCUCUAAACCGAUGGGCGAAAGAAUAUGCUGGCGACGAGCAUGCUAAGGAGUGCCUGCCGAACAAGGAUGAACUGGUUGCCAAGUUCACUGCAGUGAAGAAGAAGUUUCUAGCAAUGGCAGAGGUUCAGAAGUGA